AUGAAGGAAUCGCAAACCAAGAAUGGUGUAUCAGGGGAUUACCACCGCCUGUCGGGCAAUGAACCCCGAGGGUCAGGCAUGAAAGAGUUGGACCCAACUAGCAGCUCGAGGCUGUACCAGUGCGGGACGGAUCUCGAUCAGACGAUCAAGGAUCCAGAAGCAACUCUCGAUCAUUCGAUCAAGAACCUGGAACAAAUUCUCGAUCAAUGGAUCAAGAGUCCAGGCACGACCAGGAAUGAAGCCCAGGAUCGAUGGGGCUACUCGUGCCUGUCCCCUCCGCCCAACGCUUGCAUAAAAGCAGGAGGGGGACCCUUGAACUUGCCCCUUAACAGCGUACAUGGGAUUUCCACUGCUUUAACUAGCAAUGAACCCCACCAGCCAAGUCCUAGUGCUGGCAGUACCUGCUGUGUCCAAGCCACUGCAAAUACCCCUUUGGGGCACACGUACAAUGCAGAGGAGCCUACCGGUGAUACGCCUGGUAUCAGGCUACCUGUAGAUUUUGCGAUUUUACAUCAGUUUAUGCAAUCUACAAGCGGUACAGAGGGCUACAGUGGAGGCUUCACGCUGAUUGACGAUCUAGACACUUGUUUCAUUUGCGCGCUGCCCGUUACCGAGCACAUCACCGGUUCGACAGGCAACCAAGGGUGGAACCUUGGGGGUGCGACGUCAUUGUUCCCUGCAGGUGACGUCCACCAUAUGGGAGGUCAAAGCGAGGACUAUAUAGUCCAACUCAUGGGAAAGUUGCAUAUCGUGGCAGUGGGUCCAGAUGAUGGUGAACUGGCAUCUCCUCUGUGUAUCAAGGUUCCCCAACGACAGACCACUUCGGUGAUGGUGAGGUCAGGGAAUCCAGGCGAGCCUAGGGACGAAGCCGAGGGCCGGUGGAGCCCAGCGGACCCAAUGGCGGACUGUUGUAAAGCCUCUGGAGAUAACCCAGCACCACACGUGGACCCAAGUAGAAAGGAUAACCCAGGAAUGGCCACCUCUAUCAUAGAGGACACCAGCCGAAAAAGCUCAAUUGCCCACAAGGAACAAGCGGGUCGAACAGGGGAGAGAGACUCCCCCUUUCAGGUACAUCUCCCCUUCAAGGAUAGCACUGAUGGCAGGGAAAAUCCUAGUUAUUUAAAGAGUUUAUGGAACUCUCCAAAAUACAGUGAAGUCCCAACUAACCCGAGUGGGUGUCUGCACCGAGGCGAAAGGGAACUGACCAGUCGCACGGUCAUAGGAGCAGGGCCUUUGCAGCCUAUGAACUGUGACGAUGAGAGGAAGACCCCAAUACCACCAGCAUCGGUGGAGUACUCUCAGGGCUCCCAAUGGCUGAAGCCCUUCGGAGCUGCCUGGACUUGGUGA
Molecule: messenger RNA, 1347 nt
Organism: Desarmillaria tabescens
Lineage: Eukaryota; Fungi; Basidiomycota; Agaricomycetes; Agaricales; Physalacriaceae
Exons: 2
Coding region: 1-1347 (448 amino acids)
Source: RefSeq, a predicted model, not a curated record